Messenger RNA from Egretta garzetta (little egret), 2053 nucleotides. It is a transcript of the gene GNB1L, whose product is annotated as G protein subunit beta 1 like. NCBI's taxonomy places the organism in Eukaryota, Metazoa, Chordata, Aves, Pelecaniformes, Ardeidae. The transcript has 7 exons. The coding region runs from base 80 to 1066 and encodes 328 amino acids. Gene Ontology annotation, molecular function: protein binding. The record is from RefSeq and is a predicted model, not a curated record.
CACAGUCGUGCAGUAGAGCUACGCUGUACAACGUGGCAGAGCGUCACAAACCUUUGGAGUGAGUGCAGUUCAUUGCUUGAUGGCUCUGCCACCUCCGGAUCCGCAGUUUGUUCUCAGAGGUACCAGUGCUGCAGUCCACACUCUGCAUUUUUCCUGUGCCAGCCAAGAACCCGAUGUCCCCAUUCUUUUCUCUGGGUCUGAGAAUGGGUUCAUCCAUGUCUGGAACCUGAAAACACACCGAGUGGACACAGCACUGGAUGGCCACGGAAGAAAAUCUGUCUACUGCGUGGAGACAAUGGGUGGUAAAACCAGGCUCCUCAGUCAGGGUCGUGACCAGAGGAUCUGCUUGUGGGACUUAGCAGAGGGACGGACUUCAGUGACAGAUUCUGUCUUCACGGAGAAUGUGGGAUUCUGCAGAUGCUCUCUGUUAAAGGUGGCACAGGGACGCUGGCUAAUGGCCACGGCAGCCAAAGCCCUGGAGGAGGUUCAGGUUUUGGAGCUGCCAUCCAAGACGUCAGUCUGUACCUUGAAGCCAGAGGUGGGUGCCAAGCUGGGCAUGCCCAUGUGUCUGAAAUUAUGGCAGCUCAACUGUGGUUCACAACCUUUGCUUCUGGCCGGCUAUGAAGAUGGAUCAGUGGUCCUUUGGAAUUUGUCAAUGGGAAGAGUGUUGAGCCAACUUGUUUGCCACCAGGAGCCAGUGAUGAGCCUUGACUUUGACUCGGAGAAGACCAAGGGGAUCUCAGGCUCAUCUGAAAAGGUGCUUAGCAUCUGGAGCCUCAAUGAGCAACAGAACCUCCAGGUUUACAAAACACACAAACUUGUCAACGCCGGCGUAUCUGAUAUCACCAUCCGUCCAGACAAGAAGAUUUUAGCCACAGCAGGGUGGGAUCAUCGCAUCAGGAUCUUUGGCUGGAAAAAACUGAAGCCCUUAGCAGUGCUGGACUACCACACAGCAACUGUCCAUUGUGUGUCCUUCUCAGAUCACAGAAACCCCAGUGAGAGACUGCUGGCAGCUGGCUCAAAAGAUCACCGCAUCAGUAUCUGGUCAAUGUAUACUCAGACGUGACAUGUUCUGCACUGUCAUGGACUAGGAAAACAGGAUUGGUGAAGCAAUUCUUUACACUGUAAUUCAAACCUGGAUGUGGGGAAGUAGCAGGAUGUAUUUCCAGGCUGAAGUGAGAGUCCUAGGCUAAUUUUUGUGCUGCUUGUUCAAGCUGCCAAGUUUUGUUUUCCAGAGAGAGAAAUGGAUUUUUAAAAUUCCUAACAAGCAGAGCAAGGCCAGUCACAAACGAAGACAUGGAACAAGUCACUCUGAGUUCUGCUACAGGUUUUGCAACAGCUUUUCUUUGGCAGGUUGCUUAAAUAACUUGUGCCAACAUCUUCUUUUGUGAAAAAGGACUGGAAUCCCUCAGACUGCAGUGGGGGCACAAUACGUCUGUUUGUGAGUCAUUUAUGUAUCCAAGAAUUUGAAUCAGUGUAAAUUAUCACUCUUUCUUGAAAAGUUAUACCCAUUAAACCACCUCCAGUGGUUUCUCAUUGUCAGUUACUUUUUCUUCCCCAUAACUGAAAGGCUAUCAGAACAACCUUGAUUUGUUCACACUUCUGUCAGUUUCUAACUUAAACCAACAGCCAGGAAUGUGGCAAGGGAAGGCCUUUGGCAUUUAUGAAUUUCAUUAUGUCUCCUGUCACCUCAAGCCUCACAAUUAAUCACAAGAAAGAAAGGGGAAAAAUCUUCCCCUGCACUGCACUGCAAAGCUAUGUAAAGCCUUUUACAGAGCCAGUGCUAAAUCCGUUCUAUAGACAGACUAGCUGAAGGAUUUAAACUCAGCAAUCCAAUUAGCGCCCUUCUCCUUGGAGAGUUAGGGGUAAGUUUCAGCAUGGCAAGUCUGGGAUUCAGCUACGCAACUCCCAUUAACAUUUAGGAGAACUGCAUGGAUAAAUCCCUAUCCACAGAGUGCAAAUGGCUCUGUUAACUUAUCAUCUCUACAGUCAUGGAAGCUGAAAUUCAUUCAUGAAGGGGUUUUUUUUGUUUGAAUAAUGAAGCUGCAUUUGC